Molecule: messenger RNA, 3542 nt
Organism: Sinocyclocheilus rhinocerous
Lineage: Eukaryota; Metazoa; Chordata; Actinopteri; Cypriniformes; Cyprinidae
Product: AF4/FMR2 family member 4-like
Exons: 21
Coding region: 234-3506 (1090 amino acids)
Biological process (GO): regulation of gene expression
Cellular component (GO): super elongation complex; nucleus
Source: RefSeq, a predicted model, not a curated record
CAGCGCAGUGGUUUGUUCCACAGACAGACUGUAACCUCCCCUCCCUGAGUCAGGUUUAUCUCAACUCCCAGGAAAUACAGCAGCGAAGACUGAAGUGUGAAAGCUGCCGAUCAAGAAACUGUGCCUCCGGAGUGGACGCUACUAAACGAGAGGGAGCCGUAGCUGAGAAGAACCAUCAAGUUGUCUGGAAUUUUCUCUCUCAAUCCUCUUCCAAUGGUUCAUUGGUUGAGGCCAUGGCCUCUCAGUCAGGCAACAUGAACCGUGAAGACCGGAAUAUGCUCCGUAUGAAAGAAAGGGAAAGGAGAAAUCAAGAAAUCCAGCAGGGAGGAGAGGCCUUUCCAGCUAACUCUCCCCUCUUUCCUGAACCUUAUAAAUCCUGCAAGGAAGAUAAACUCUCAAGUCGCAUCCAGAGCAUGCUGGGAAAUUACGACGAGAUGAAGGAGACCAUCGGUGAACCCCCAAUGUCCAAGCUCAUUCCCAAAGCCUCCAGCUCCUCCUCGGACGAUAAAUCCGGCCAGUACGGUGACCAGCGCGGAGGCACCCAGAGUCAGAACAGUAAAUGGACUCCUGUCGGCGGCAUUUCUUCCUCAUCCUGCUCGUCCUCCUCAACUUCUGCCCCCUCGCAGAAGCGCUCGUCCGUGCAGGGCAGCCACGGCAGCAGUCAGCGUAGCGGCUCCAGCAGCGGCGGUCAACGGCACGAGCGAGACUAUAGCAGCAACAAGAAGUCCAGCAAGCACAGCUCCGAGCACAAAUCCCACUCCAGCCCGGCCAAGGGCUCCAUGAGCUCCGGCGGACACUCGCGCGGCCGCAACAAGUCGCCCAGGGACAGAGAAGCCAACUGGGACUCGCCCUCAAGAGUUCAUUCCUUCUCCAGUGGACAGCAUCCCAGCCAGAGCUUCCCGCCCUCGCUCAUCAAACCCAGCUCCAUGAUCCAAAAACCCACCGCUUAUGUGCGGCCCAUGGACGACCGGGAAACGGCCGAGCCCAAGACCUCCUCGGAGUCGUACGGCGGUCAAUCACACAGCAGUGCGGUGGGAGAAAUGAAGCCCAGUGGCAAGGCUUCCCUCACCAAGCUCAAGAUCCCGACGCAGCCAGUCGAUGGUCCAGUGGGAGAUGCGAGCUGUGUUGAUGAAAUUUUAAAGGAAAUGACUCAGGUCUGGCCUCCUCCGCUAACAGCCAUUCACACGCCCUGCAAGACAGAACCAUCAAAAUUUCCCUUCUCCACCUCCAAGGAUGCCCAGCACCUGUCUUUUGGGGCACAAAAAAAACUCUCAGGAAAGAGUGCGUCCACCAGUCACCCGUCUAAGCCGAGCGACAGCGACCAGAACACGCUGCAUGAAGAUCUGAAGCUCAGCAGCAGCGAAGACAGUGACGGAGAGCAAGACCCUGCUAAAAACCCCUCCCGAAACACCUCAACAAGUAACAACAGUAAUAACAGCGAGGCUCCUGAUCGAGACGACACCAGCAGUCACAGCGGUUCGGAGAGCAGCUCCGGCUCUGACAGUGAGAGCGAGAGCAGCUCUACAGACAGUGAGAACAACGAGCCACCUCGUCCUGCGUCACCCGAGCGGGAACAGCCCACGGCUAACAAAUGGCAGCUGGACAACUGGUUCAAGAAAGUCAACAAGUUGUCCCCAGCUUCUCCGGUGGAGAACAGCAGCACGACGUCAACAAAGUAUAAGAAAGAGGGGCGAGAAACCAGCUCCAGCAGGAUCUACAGUGGCCCGGGUUCAAAAGACGUGACGCCCUCUGGUGGGCGAGACCUUCGGCCAAACCAGAAGGGGCAAGACAGGCGAAGUCAGAAGUCUCCUGCUCAGAGCGAGGGGGGAAGUCAGGGCGGGCGGCGAGUGGUGGUGGGCAAGAAGCAGCCUAAAAAGCCAGAGAAGCCGCCUGUGGUUGAGGAGCCGAAGGGUGGCCUCAAGGUGGAGACCGAACCCUCGCCCGAGAUCCCGCCGCACAGAGUCCGCGCGCCCAACAAAGGCCCCCGCAAACCCAACAUCAAGAAGGAGCCCAAAACCUCCUCUCCUCGACCGGCGCAAGACAAACGCAAGAAAACGGCCAGCAAGUCCCGCGAGUUCAUAGAAUCCGACUCGUCAUCGUCGGACUCGGAGGGCAACGAAAGCGUCCCCUCAUCUUCGCAGACGCCGAGAGAGCAGUAUGCCGAGAACCCGUCUGUCCUGUUCUCGCCCAUGCUUUCCCCACUGAGUGACCAAGAAGGGAGGCUGCUGUCCAGACUGGUGGUGCAGAUCGACCUCGGUCUGCUGUCCAGAGUGCCUGGUCGAGUCUACAAGGAAACGGAGGUGAAAGCGGAGAGGAGCUCCCCUCCCGAGGGGAAAGACUUCCAGAAACAGCCGGGAGAAAAGGCAGCCAGCAAGGGGAAGAGAAAGCACAAGAAUGAUGAAGAUGCUCUCAAACCAGACAGUAAGAAGUCCAAACUGGAUGAAAAGUCAUCACACAAAUCCAGCAGUAAAGACUCAUCUAAGCGUGCUCAGGACAAAGAGAAGGAGUCUGCGCCCUCUCCUUCCAUCACGCUGCAGCGGACGCCCAAAUCAGAGCACCAGGGCCGCAAGCGGACGCUCAGCCAGUCCUCCGCCUCUGUACCCAGCAGCAAGAGCAGCUCCAACUCCAAACACCGCAAAGGCGACGACAAGCCCUUACGCAGGGAUGCCAAGGAGAAAAGCUCUAAAACAGAGAAUCCCAUUGCAGUGCCGCCUCUCUCUGAUGGCUCUAAAUCUAGAUCCAAACUCCUGUUUGAAGACAGGGUUCAUUCAGCUGAUCAUUACCUUCAAGAAGCCAAGAAACUGAAACACAACGCAGAUGCUCUGUUCUACAUUGAGAGCGACACAACAGGUGCUCUCCUCACACGAAGCACAUGGAUGGACCGGUUUGAGAAAGCCGUGUACUACCUGGACGCUGUGGUGUCUUUCAUCGAGUGUGGAAACGCCCUGGAGAAAAGUGCCCAGGAGGCCAAAUCGCCCUUCCCCAUGUACGCAGAAACCGUGGAACUCAUCAAGUACACUAUGAAGCUGAAGAGCUACCUGGCGCCGGAUGCAACCUCUGCAGACAAAAGGCUAGCUGUGCUGUGCCUGAGGUGCCAAGCGCUCCUGUAUUUGAGGCUCUUCAAGCUACGCAAAGAAAGUGCACUGAAAUACUCUAAAACGCUCACUGAACACUUGAAGAAUUCGUUGAGUAAUACCCAAGCUCCGUCUCCUGGAGUAGCAAAUAAAACGGCGGGAAUGCCGUCUCCGGUCUCCCCAAAACUGUCUCCUGGAAGUGCGGGCAGCUACUCCUCCAGCAGCUCCAGCCAGAGCACCAGCUCCUCCGUCACCAUCCCCCAGCGCAUCCACCAGAUGGCAGCCAGCUACGUCCAGGUCACCUCCAACUUCCUCUACGCCAUCGAGGUGUGGGAGCAGGCCGAACAGCUCGCCAAAGAGCAGAGAGGUAUUUGUUUUUACUUCUGCCUUUUUCCAAACAAAACCAAGUCCAUCUUCCUGAAGCUGUACUGAGGUGCUUUUGUAACUCCACACAUCUUUUCUGACUUU